AAUGAUCCAUUUAAUCUGUUUGUUUUUAAUUCCUCUGAUUUUUUAAUAUGUCAGAUCAGAAUGAUUUCAUUUGCCAUGGUACUGUAUAUGAAAUGAUAUUACCCUUAAAAGUAACAAAUACAUGCAACUAUUCAUCAUCUUGCAAAUAAUGCAUUAUUUACAAAUAAUGUUCAAUACAAAUGUUCUCUUUUAUAUUAACGCAUCAUCAUUUUUAAAUGUGUCACAUUUAUAAAACUUAAGGAGCUGUUGAUGAAACUGAUGUAGAAAAGCCUGUUCUGGUUUAAUUGCCUGUUGAUAAUUAAUGCUUCUUUAAAUUUGACAAUAAAAUGAAUAUUUAUUUCAAGGUGCUGACAAAAUGUAAAAUUGUAAUUAAAAUGUUCUGCAGUAAAUUGUGAAUAGAACUGUAAGGGAAAAGAUGAAAAUGUAAAGGUGUCCAAUGAAAAACAAAAGGAAAAGAGAUUAGAGGGAGAUUAGAGAUUAUACGUCUUUUCAGCAUUUUCCAGCCAUUUGUAUCAGGUCUCUGUGUGUUUCUGCUGGUCAUCAAAGCUGACAGAUUCACUGAAGAAGACAGGAAAACUGUGGAGGAAACUGAGAAGCUGCUUGGAGAAAAACACCUUAAUAAAAUCUGGAUUCUCUUGACUCGAGAUAUCAUGUGAUCAACCAAACUAGAUUAGGCCUACUACUGUACUGUACAUCAUUUGUGUUAAAGGCAUCGGACAGAGGGAUGCUUCACAGACGGAUCACAGUGGUCACAACAUUCACUUUUGAUUGCGAUGUCCCCAGCCUCUCACCCAGACGGCUUGUUCUUCUGGGUAAAAGUGGAGUUGGGAAGAGUGCAGCUGGAAACACAAUCCUGGGACAGAAAGAGUUCAGAUUUGUGAGGAGAAUGAAUUCAGUAACCAGUGAAUGUUCAGAAGCUCACGCCACUGUUUCAGGCAGAUCUGUGUCUGUAGUUGAUACUCCUGGGCUCUCUCACACAGAGAUGGAACCUGAAGAGUUAAUGACAGAGAUAGCCAGAAGUGUUCAUCUAUCCAGUCCUGGACCGCAUGCUUUUCUCAUUGUGAUCAGAGUAACAGACAGAUUCACUGAACAGGAGGAGGAGAUUCUUCAGCAGAUUGAGAUGAUGUUUGGUAAGGAGGUGUUAAAAUACUCCUUCAUUCUCUUUACUCAUGGAGACUGGUUAAAGGAAGAGUCCUUACAGACAAUCAUGGAGAGAUUCCCUGCAUUAAGACGUCUAGUUGAUCAGUGUGGAGGCAGAUUUCAUGUCUUCAACCAUGAAGAUGAGAAUAACAGAGAGCAGGUGAAUGAUCUCCUCCAGAAGAUUGACUCAAUGACAGAGCAGAAUGGAGGAGGACACUACAGUAACCAGAUGUUAGAAGAUGCUCAGAGAUUCAGACGAGAGGAAGAAGAGCAGAGAAAACCACAGGAGAAAGGUAUAAUGUUAAACAUUGGUCAGUUGAACCUUCCACGUGUUGGUGCAGUUUGUGGUGGUCUUCUUGGUGCAGCAGUUGGAGCUCUUGCUGGUCCUGUUGGUGCAGCAGUUGGAGGUCUUGCUGGUCCUACUGGUGCAGCUGUUGGUAAAGUUGUGGGUUCAGUUGUUGGUGUAGCUGCUGGUGAAGCAUUUGCUCGUAACAAGUAAUGUGGGACAAAUUCUCAUGGGCACUGGUGUAGGUGUCCUAAAAUCACAUUUCGACAAACAUUUUCCAAACUUCAAUUCAUCACCUUUAAUGAACAAUCCUUUCAGAGAUGUUACCCACCAAUAAAUCGAAAUGGCCAAACUGUCCCCCAAGUAUUUGAUAUCCUUGAUGCUGCACUGUUAUGCAGUGCUGUCUUUGUUGUUAGGAUGACAAAAGGUUUUAAAAGUUGCAUUUUUAGGCUCAUCUUCUGCAGUGAUCCAGCAUCAAUGUCAAAAUGAGUGAGAUGGCCAAUCAAAUCAAAGAAGCUGGGCUUUGCUGGGUGCAAAUUUCACCAUGAGUUUAGUUUUAAUGGUGAAAGUGUGUGUGAUAAGAUGGAAGUAGGUAAACAUUUCAAAUUUGACAUUUAACAUUUGUUUAAUGAUAGAAAUGUUUAACGACCGAGAGUCAUGCAAACUACUCCACUUUAACCAAAUUUCACCAAUUUCACGGCCUUGGAUUCCACACACACACACACACACACAAAACACACACACACAACACACACACAAACAAUUAUUAUGUAUUUUGAACAUCUGAAGAAAAUGCUGGAUAAUGGGAAGUUAAAAACAAUUUAAAAAAAGCUAUCCAUACAUGAGCUGAAUAUUAUUACAUUGUCUAGCUUGGUUUAGCUGCUCCGUGUACUUUGAUUUAUGUGGAGUGAUAUAUAAAUCAUUCAUAUCCUAUUGGUAUCUUAUUUGUAUUUGUUUUAUAUGUCUUUAUAUUUUUAAGAUUAAGCAUCAUUAAUUUGUAUCAUAAUGUGUGCUGGUAGCAGUGAGUGAGAGAGCUUUUCGCAGACAUUUCUAAAACGAAUAAGAGUUUAAUGUCUUUAUGCUCUUGAGAUUUAACACAUUACAUGCAAUUCUAUUCCUUUUUGCCUUUUUGAAAUAAAAUUUGUGAUUUUAAUACUUAAUAAAGUAAUUUAUAUUCAGCAUAGCCCAAACUUGUUUCUCAUAUGCAAUUGUUUACCUUUUCAUAACAAUGACUGAAUUAUUACCAGCAUGUAUAACAUUAUAAUACAGCAGUCAAACUUAACCUCAUCCACAUUGAGUUCAGCUGGGCUCAUGUUGUAUUUUAUGCUUUUAAACAGGGUCAUUUUGCAAAGCCUGAACUAAUCAAAUAAAUGCGUAUGAAUGCAUUUUGCUUUUCAAGUCAACUUAUCUUCAUUCAAGAAUCUUAGACAUUUGGAGUAAUGCUAGUCAAACCUGAAUUAAAAAGUAAUGGAACUCUGUAGGAAGUUGUAUUUUCUAACUUUGAAAUGUUGCUAAUAUUGUUCAUUGCUACCUAAACGUACAAAUAGAGCAUAUUGACGCAUUGUGUUCCCUUCAGUUUAUUCCUUAAAUUGUCUUUACUUGGUCUUAAACAAGUCUUAAAGUUCCCCUGGAGUCAAUAAUUUUAUCCCUUAAAACUCAUUUUGAUCUUUAAAAAUACAUAUUGAAACUUUUAUUUUUCUGUGAAAAUAAUUUUGUCAUGUCUCAAAAUAGCUUUAUUGUAACUCUACACACUGGCUUCAUUAGAAUACAGGGAACUAUGAAUAAGUAAAUUAGUCCCUCCUCCACUGAGUGUACCAGCAGCUCCGAUGUUUAAGUGAAUAAAAUAGCCUUGACAGCCUUGGAGUUCCACAACUAUUAACUAUUGUUCUCUCUCACUGGACGUACGUGUGUGUGUGUGUGUGUGUGUGUGUGUGUAUGUGUGUGUGUGUAGGUGAUGUAAACAGAUAAGCAGGCAUUUGGACCAAAGCACUGUGAGGCAAGGGAGGGGGAGACUCAGAAUGUUUCUAAACUUAAAACACAUUUUUGCCCUGUUUGCGUUUGUUGUUUUACUAAUUACACAAUUAUUAUAAGUAUAAAUCAUUGUUAUUUGCAAUACACAGCGUGGUUUUUAAUCUUUUCCACCUAUGAGUGUAACGAUUCAUCAGACACUAAAACUGUCAAAACUGUUUUGGUUGUUUCUACAUGAUUAUUAACCUGCACUCAGUAAAUUACAUGUGCCCUGUAGUAAGUAUCAGAGUGGAUGAUUGUUUUUAUUAUUUAAUUGUGCUGAAGGAAUGUUAAAAUGGCAGACCUACUUAUUUCAAAUGUUUAACAGCUUCUACAACUAAAAACAACUUAGAUGACUUGGAUUUUCAGUACAGCACUUCUUUAUUUUAGUAAACGAAUUGCAAUUUGAAAACAGUUUUUGCCCUGUUCCAUGACAGUCAAGCAUUUGAGUAUUUUUACACACUCUGUCUAAACCUGUCAGUGCUUGUUUUCAUCAUGGCCUUUAUUUUUCUCAGCAAGAUUUCAUCAUUAUUUAAACAGGAAGUCAUUGUUAUCUCUAUCUGACCACAAAUUUAAUCAGAGAUUCAACUGCUUGACUACAAAAAGUUUCUCAAGGGAAAGAAAAAAAUGAACUAAUGCGUUAGUGUCACAGUCACCAGUUGAACCACACUACAUUUCCCAGCAUCCUUCUGGUCACUCACCUGCACUCCAUCUGGAAUCACUCACACCUGACCAUCAUCAGGGAAUCCACUAAUCAAGCUCCCUAUAAGACUUCACUCAAGCCAUACCCUCAGUGACUACGUUUACGUGGACAUCAGUAAUCUAAUUAUUUACCUUAUUCUGAAUAAAACAAUAUUAUGAUUAAGGUGUUUACAUGAGUUGCUUUUAGAAUAAUCCCUCCAUGUUCCUGUUUUACAUGUUAUAGUACAUAGAUCGAUUAAUGGCAUGUGUCAUUACGUCACCACGCGACGCUAUCCGACGUCUCCUCCAGAAUUUCACGUACAAACAUAUAGUUCGUCUUCGUGAUGAUGCCAUAUGCAGUUUUGGGUGUUUCAUUUUUAAUUUUAUGAACGCUUCAAGUGCAGUUAAUUAUUUGUUCGUGCAAACAGACGACGGCGAUGUUGAAGCUCUUUCAUUUGCCGUCAAACGGUUGAUCGCUGCCGUGUGUGUAUCCUGUCGCAAAAUGCGGCGGAAAGUCCUACAGGACGGUAAUAGUUUGAUUAAGGUGUGUACAUGUCUGUACUGCACUUCAAUUAUGCGACUAAAAUAGGAAUACUCCACAUGUAUUAAUUCGAUUUGUGUUUACUUCGAUUAUGACUUUAGCCGGAUUAAGGUCAUCAAAAAUCUCUGUUUACAUGGUAGACUCUUAAUCAGAGUAUUGUCUUAAUCGUAUUAAAAUCGGAGUAUUGAUGUCCAUGUAAACGUACUGAUUGUCUGGUCUUGAGGUUACAAGCUCUUCAUCUGUCUGAUCGCUUACCUGCUGGAUCUCUGUGGCUCCAUGGAUGUCUUCCUCAGUUGAUUCCACUAAGAGGGAAAGAUAAGGAUGCUUAAUUCCUCAGUUUAUUGAGCUUCAUUGAACUCUGAGUUAUUGCACUUACCUUUUGAUGUUGCCUUCAGUUUGGUUAAUAAAGAAGCUCUUACCUGACUUACCCUUGUGUGCCCCUCCCUCCAAUGUGUGACCGUUAGCUAAUAUUAACAAAUGAGAUGAUAUUGUAAUGUAUUAGGUGUACCAUUAAUAUUGUUAUAAAUUCAGCAACUCUGUGACCACAUAAAGUCUUGCUUUUUUAGAGUAGAAAAUGAUGUAUUACAGUUUUACUGUGUGUAGUCUGUAAAGUGUUUAUGGUGUUUAAACUUGUUUUUAUGAAUGCUUACUUGGCUGUAUUUAAAACUCCUCUAUAAAGAGCAUAAAGAUAUGUUUUUAGAAAGUGAAUGAGGGUGUAGGGUGUGAUCUGAAACACAGCCUCUGAGUGUCGACUCUGAGCGCUGUUACUUCACAGGACUGCAGAAGGAUACUUUCUCGAAAACAACAAAUAUUACCCAGAGUUCAUUGUUUUUACAGGAUUUUACUGUUGUAAUGUAAAAAUAGGAUGUUACUGUCAGAAUAUGGUCGUUUUAACAGAAAUUUAUUACAGUGCAGCAUGAUGUUAAAGCAGGGCUCUACGUCUUUGUUUUGUAGCAACCGAUGCAUCAUCGUCAGGAUCAAACCUUUCCCAUCGGCAAAGAGUUCAAAAACAUUCAGCCAUCUUGUCCACCACAGACCUAAUGUGGCUGGAUUGCUGU
Onychostoma macrolepis is the source of this 5713-nucleotide messenger RNA. RefSeq names its product GTPase IMAP family member 9-like. The transcript is spliced from 2 exons. Gene Ontology annotation, molecular function: GTP binding. Lineage: Eukaryota; Metazoa; Chordata; Actinopteri; Cypriniformes; Cyprinidae. Bases 725 to 1639 code for a protein of 304 amino acids. The record is from RefSeq and is a predicted model, not a curated record.